UCAUAAAAAUGGCUAUCACCAAGAAAAUUCUUCUCCCAUUUGUUCUCACUAUCCUCUUUGUCAUAUCUUCUGUUCAUUGUUCUGAUGAUACCCAAGGUUUUGGAAUAAAGCAAGAGUAUAAACAAUGUUAUACACCAGAUCCAUGUCGUAAGGGAGGUAAUGACGAAUGCGAGAGGUUUUGUGUAGCUAAAAGCGGUUUACUAUACGGUAAAUGUAUUAAUGACGGUUCGAAAGACGUAUGUUGUUGUUUGACAAAAUAAUAUAAUCCAAUAUAUGUAUUGCUAUAUCAAUAAUGUAACAAGUUUUCAUAUUGUUUUUUGAUAUUAUGUAUAAGAGACUCAAAGCAUAAUACAAAAAAAUACCAACACUA
Molecule: messenger RNA, 370 nt
Organism: Arabidopsis thaliana (thale cress)
Lineage: Eukaryota; Viridiplantae; Streptophyta; Magnoliopsida; Brassicales; Brassicaceae
Gene: LCR50
Product: low-molecular-weight cysteine-rich 50
Exons: 2
Coding region: 9-260 (83 amino acids)
Cellular component (GO): extracellular region
Source: RefSeq, marked reviewed